Molecule: messenger RNA, 1688 nt
Organism: Myxocyprinus asiaticus (Chinese sucker)
Lineage: Eukaryota; Metazoa; Chordata; Actinopteri; Cypriniformes; Catostomidae
Gene: nkx3.3
Product: NK3 homeobox 3
Exons: 2
Coding region: 198-926 (242 amino acids)
Biological process (GO): cell differentiation; regulation of transcription by RNA polymerase II
Cellular component (GO): nucleus
Molecular function (GO): DNA-binding transcription factor activity, RNA polymerase II-specific; RNA polymerase II cis-regulatory region sequence-specific DNA binding
Source: RefSeq, a predicted model, not a curated record
CUGAUGCACACAUGAUAUUUUCUGACACUUUGCCUGUUGAUUGGGUCAGAAGACGUUUUGCCGCAAUUAACGAGAGAAACCAUUACACUGUGGACUAAUUCAUCACCAUGAAACAGUCUCCCAGAUAGAAGCGUAUCGGAGAAGCAUAAAACUUCAGGUCGUCCUAAUUUGGCGAGCAAGUUACGUAAAUGUUUUAAAUGGCGAAUAACCGCACCUCAUUUUCCAUUCAUAACAUCUUAAACCGUGAUUCUGAAAAAAAUGUCCGUCUAAAUGAGGAAUACGCUGAGGUAAAUGGAGAAACAGAGGCACAGGAUUGUUCCAGUUCAUCUCUGUCGGUCGGAAAGACUGCAGUGGAGAGCGCAGAAAGGCGCAUCUCUCCCUGUGUGUUCACGUUAGACUCAUUCUCUGAUCAGCAUUCAUGCGAGGAAGAAUCAACGGGGGAAGACACUUCACAACUAGAUAGACGACACGAUUACGAUAUUGACCGAGGGAAGCCACAGAGCUGUAAUUUUGGAGAUAACUCCAAAUCGAGCAAGAAAAGGUCUCGGGCGGCGUUCUCUCAUGCGCAGGUGUAUGAGCUCGAGCGGCGCUUUAACCUGCAGCGGUACCUGUCCGGCCCAGAGCGCGCAGACUUGGCAGGUGCGCUCAAACUGACGGAGACACAGGUGAAGAUUUGGUUCCAGAACAGGAGAUAUAAAACCAAACGGCGACACGUGGCGACCGAGCUUGCGACAACUCCCACGGCAACGCUGGCUAAGAGAGUGGCGGUGAAGGUGCUGGUAAAAAACGACCAGAGGCAAUACAACGCCGAGAUUCUACCCAGUUCGUCCGUUCCUCCCUUAUACCAGUCUUUCCCUUACUAUCCUUACAUGUUCUGCUUCCAGCCGUGGAUCUCAGGGGACACUUUAAGUGGUGGCUUGUACUGAUCUACUGGGGUUACGGCAUCAGUGGACAGUGACUACGGAGUUUUGUCAAACACAAACAGACACCAGCCAGCCAGAAGUGAAUUUAUGCAGAAGGGAACAGAGAAAACACAAAUCACAUUAUUCCAGCAGGGCUGUAAAUACCAAACAUAUCUAUAACAGACUGUAGAAUGGCAUACUCACUCUAACUGCCAAAUCGUAAGGAUUCAUACGACUUUUCUAAAUUUGGCUAGUUCGUAUGAUAUAGUAGGACUGCACUCAUAUGAAUUCGUAUGACUUUCACUACAGCAAGUGACAUUGCUGGACAUCGUUUCCACCUAAUACACCACAAUGACUUGCUUCUGUCACACACACACCAGCUUCCUAUCAUGUUUACACACUCUGCUGAUUGGUUAGGUUUAGAUAAGGGAUUUGGGAAAGGGCAUAAUAUUAAUAAGCCUGUCCUUAACGCCUCACUUAUUUCCGCAUUAGACAUCCGGGCAUUUGCACAUGAUGAAAUCAUACAAAUUCAUACAAUGAACUCCUACAAAAUCAUAGGAAAUGGCCAACUGUAAAAUAUGUACGAAUUUUCAUGAGACUGGGUUGAGAAUGGUCUAAAAAUCCAAAAGGAAAACCAAAGUGGGAUGUGAUAUACUGAUGAAAUAUUGUUUUAUAUUGAUGAUUAUAGCAGAGACAAUUCACUCUAUAGAGAUUUUGUCAGGUCUGAAGUAGCCUAAAACUGUUAAUGUUGCACAGUAAACUCAAAAAAAAAAAAAAAAAAAAAAA